AGUCUCCUCCAAAUAAGCUUCCUCUAUGGAUGACUAAAGAGAGCAAAGUGGAUGCAGUGGAUGACAAAAAGAGGAAUCCAGUCCAUCGGAGUGUCCUGGAAGACAACCUUCCUUUCUUUGAAUUCCAUGGUUCCAUUGUCUACAGUUGUAAUUCCAGUGAUUGCUCUUUACUUUCUGAAGAUAUUAUUGCAACCUUGCCUGAUGGAGCCGUCCUGGGAUUUGACAUUGAAUGGACACCGUCCUACACCAAAGGGAAGGAAGGGAAAGUUGCUUUAAUCCAGCUGUGCGAGUCUGAGAAAAAAUGUUACCUGUUUCACAUCUCAGCCAUGUCAAGCUUCCCCGUGGGACUAAAAAUGCUGCUUGAAGAUAAAAGUGUUAAAAAAGCUGGUGUCGGUAUUGAAGGAGAUAAAUGGAAGCUGAUGCGUGAUUUUGAAAUCCGAUUGGACGGCAUUGUCGAGUUGGCUGACCUUGCCAAUGAAAAGCUAAAAUGCAAGGAGAUCUGGAGCCUGAACAACCUCGUAAAACAUCUGUUCCACAAACAGCUUCUGAAAGACAAUUCGAUCCGUUGUGGUAAUUGGGAACAAUUUCCGCUAACAGAGGAGCAGAGGCUGUAUGCAGCUACGGAUGCUUAUGCUGGCUUCCUCAUCUUUCAAAAGAUGGCAAAUAUGAAAAGUCUUAAGCAGAUACGGCUUGGUGCUGAAGAAGAUGGUGUACUUGUACAGAAUGACAUAAAGAAGGAAUUAACCUCUUUAUCAGAAGAGAUUAUGGAUUUGGCUCAUCACCUUCCGAACUCUUUUGAACAACCCAUAAAUGUGCAAAGAGCGGCAGAAAUAUUAACCAGUAUUUCAGAAAACAUCGAGACCUUGAGAAGAGUGUUGGUUGUUGAGUCCAGUUGCCAGACAGCACUGAGAAAUGUUGCAGAAUCAGGAACUGAAGGUAGUGAAGAAAUAAAAACAGAAAGAGCUGGAUUGGAUUCCAAGACCGUAGGUGAUUUCAGUGACUCCAUAGAUCAUAAAUUAUCGGGUGUCCAAAAAGGAACCGUGGCAGAAGGAGAACUUAACAUGGAGAAACAAAUAGAUCGCGCUUCAAGCGGAGGCCCUCAAGUAGCUGCAGAAAGAGACUGCUUGAUGUCGCUGGACAUCACUGAGUGCGAACUUCAGAUGUUGGAGCGUCUGGCCCAGGAAGAGCUGCUGAAUGAAACAACUUGUAUGUCGGAGGAUUUAAGCGUCAUAGAGGAGGAAGAGAAUUCUUCUUUCACCAUUGAAAGUGAUGACGAAUUGGAGAUGGAGAUGGUUAAAUCUUUAGAAGGUGUAGAUAAGCGCCCUGCAGAUUGUACGGCCUCCCAGCUGGCUGAAACAAGGAGACCAAGUGAUGCUGUUGCAGAUGAUGAAGAUGAAGGCAUUGAGGAGGAAGAGGAAAGCUGGGAUUCCUCCUUACCUGGACCAAAUAAUAAGCAAAUCAGCUGCCUAAAGACCUAUUUUGGACAUUCAAGUUUUAAACCGGUCCAGUGGAAAGUGAUCUCUUCGGUUUUGCAAGACAGAAGAGAUAACCUCGUUGUUAUGGCAACUGGGUAUGGCAAGAGUUUGUGCUUUCAGUUUCCACCUGUAUACACCGGAGGUACUGGAAUAGUCAUCUCUCCCCUUAUUUCUUUAAUGGAGGACCAGGUACUCCAACUCGAGAUGUCAGGAAUUCCAGCUUGCCUUCUUGGGUCAGCACAGUCAAAAAACGUCCGAAAGGAUAUCAAAGCGGGCUGCUAUAAAGUUGUCUACAUGACUCCAGAGUUCUGUUUGGGGAACUUGUCGUGGCUUCAGGAACUCGAGCGGUCGAUUGGUUUGACGCUGAUAGCUGUUGAUGAAGCGCACUGCAUUUCUGAAUGGGGACACGACUUCAGGAACUCUUUCAGGUCUUUGGGGUCAUUAAAGACAACUCUUCCUGAGGUUCCUAUUAUGGCUCUCACUGCAACAGCAAGCCCUUCCAUUAGAGAUGACAUUGUGCGUUGUCUAAACUUAAAAUCUCCUCAGAUAACAUGCACUAGCUUCGAUCGGCCGAACCUGUACUUAGAAGUUGGACGAAAAACGGGGAGUAUUAUCCAAGAUCUGCAGCAGUUCCUUAUUAAAAAAGAAAAAUCUGCUUAUGAGUUUGAAGGUCCCACUAUUAUUUACUGCCCUUCAAGGAAGAUAACUGAACAGGUAGCUGCAGAGCUGUCGAAACUGAAUCUUCCGUGCCGUACAUACCACGCCGGCAUGGGAAUCAAAGCGAGGCGAGAUGUCCACCAUAGUUUCAUGAGAGACGAAAUUCAGUGCGUUGUAGCUACUGUAGCCUUUGGAAUGGGCAUCAAUAAGCCAGACAUCCGGAAGGUUAUUCAUUAUGGUGCCCCAAAGGAGAUGGAAUCGUACUACCAGGAAAUCGGAAGGGCUGGUCGUGAUGGGCUUCCGGCCUCUUGCUCUGUGUUGUGGACCUCUGCUGAUAUGGCUCUGAACAGACACCUACUCAGUGAGAUAUGCAACGAAAGAUUUCGCAUGUACAAAUUCAAGAUGAUGGCCAAGGUCAAUACCUAUCUUAGUUCGAUCAGCUGCCGGCGGAAAAUCAUCUUGUCUCAUUUUGAAGACAAACAACUCCGAAAGGCAUCGUCUGGCAUCAUGGGAACAGAAAAAUGUUGCGAUAAUUGCAGAUCCAGGAACAUUUGCUGUACUUAUGGGGUUGACACAGAAGUCAGUUUGCAAGAUUUUGGUCAGCAGGCUUACCUGUUGAUGUCUGCAAUAUGUGCCUUAAAUGAGAAAUUUGGCAUGGGCGUUCCAAUCCUGUUUCUCAGAGGAUCUAAUUCUCAACGUCUGCCAGACAGAUACCGAACCAAUCCUCUUUUUGGCAGCGGGAAGGACUGGCCAGAGAACUUGUGGAAGGCACUCGGUCGGCAGCUUAUUCUGGAAGGCUUUCUUAAAGAAGUUUCUGGGCAUAGCAAAUUUUCCACCACGUGCAAGCUGACUCAGACGGGGAACAACUGGUUUUGCAAAGCUAGAAGCGAAUCGGAGCGAAAGCUGCUGCUUCAACCUGACGAGGAACUUUAUGUAAAGAAACCUAGUGUCAGCUCUAAACAAACACCUUUGCCUGCAGGACAUUUCUCCGAUGUGUCUAAGCUGAUGCCAGAAAAGCAGACAUCUUUGCACGAAAUGUUCUCCUAUCGAGAAGCAAGUAAAGUCUCUAGAGGGAGUGCGCUUCCAAAUACAAGUGCCCCAGUGCAGUCACCGGCUAAACUGCCUCCUGUGCCCUGGACCCCUACAGAACCUGUUAUAUCUCCAAGGGAGAAGGAAUUACAGACGGUUCUCUAUGGCAAGUUAGUGGCAGCCAGGCAAAAACUAGCCAGUGAGAAGGACAUCCCUCCUGCCAUUUUAGCAACCAACAAAGUGCUGGUAGAUUUGACCCUGAUAAGGCCUACAACUUUAGAAAAUGUGAAGAGAGUUGAUGGCAUUUCUGAAGCCAAAUCCACCAUGUUGGUUCCGCUCCUGAGCACAAUCAGGGAGUUCUGUCAAGCCAAUAAUCUCCAGUCGGACGUCUUCAAGUCUUAUGGAUCCAGGGCCCAACCACAAAUUGUCCUUCAGCCGGAAGGUGGACGCGGCACUUUAACACAAUCAGAGCACAUAACGUAUAUGCUUUUUCAGCAAAAGGAUAUGACAUUGAAGCGUAUAAGUGAGACGCGGUCUUUACCUCUUACGGUGGUUGGCACUCAUUUAUCCCAAGCUCUGAAAGCUGGCUACCCAGUUGACGUAGAAUGUGCAGGUCUGACUCCUGAGAUACAAGAGCUGAUCACCAAAGUCAUCCAGAGCCCUCCCAUCAAUUCAGAUGUAACAAGAAUGAAAGACAUUAGAGCUUUAGUGCCUGCAAAGAUUGACCUGUAUCUCAUAAGGAUGACCAUUGUACUUCUGGAGAGUCAGUUGCUGGUACCCCAGACAGACUCAGAGAAACAAAAGCUACCUCAAGAAUCACGAUGGCUGCAGUCAAGGACGGGAUCGGUGCAGAAGAAUGAAGAGAAGAUUGUGUGGAUUGAAGCCAAGGGAGAAUCUGUUAAGCCAGCUGUCUACAAACCUAGUUCUGCGUCCCGUGAAAGUAUAAAGCAAGAUCUCUCAUCUUUAGAUUCUCCAUCUUGGGCAAAGAGCAGCAGCGAAGAGCCAUUCCCUAACGUCAUCAAGCAGGAGGUCCAGAGCCAUCAGAGCUCUAUCAAAUUAGCAUCAUGGAAUCAGCCUCCACUCAACCCUGAGGAGGAAGACCUCUUUACAGAUUCCCAGUCACAGAUCUUAAGUCAGCCUUCAAAAAGGAAGUUACCAGAAUGGUUUGGAACUUCACAGGGACCUGCUCCUCAUGUUAGGACUUCUAAAAAAUCAAAGGGAGGAGGAAGCAAAGGUCUUUUUGGCUGAACUUGAAAAUAUGUAUAUUUAAAACCUGGAUUGAAGCCUUUGGAGUUUAUUUGUUUACUUCUGUUAGCCGUAAUGAAAACAAACUGGGCAAUAUAUGGAUAUUCCAUUUUAAAAAAUGAAAUACUGAAGGAAAACUGAAUUUUUCAGAAGACAUCUCCUCAUUCUUUAACCUCUUCCUACAUACAAGACUUCUCAAGUCCAAAGCCGGAGCCCCCAAGCAAUGAAAGUAGACGAAAAAUAAUGGAUGGCUUAAGCCAGGUUGUCUGUUGCUGCAAAGUCAUUCCUUUCACCAUAUGCACUGAAGAAUUUCCAUGUGAAUUAUAGUGGGGCCAUGUUCUGAAUACGCUUCCAAGAUGAGUGCACGUAACCAGCCAGACCACUGCAGUAUAGUCAGCCAAUUCCCGUAUUCUUUAUGUUUAUUACUAUUUCUAAAUAUGCUAGUCAUAUGGGAAAUUAAUGACCUAACAAGAUAUUGUUGUGGUGCAUAAGCAACCUGUAGUCACUUUUCUUUCAUUAUUGUUAACGCUUUUUGUUUAGUUUUGGUGAAUUUUGGCACUUCUUUAUAAAUUUAAAUUUGUUUGCAAUGAAAAGUCGGUGUUCAGUGCCAUUAUGAAUAUCAAGGUUUCAUUUAUGAUUAAACAGAUGAGUCAAUUUUCAAAAAGUCUCUAACAUUUAAAGACAUUCUGAAAGGAUUACCACUUACUUCAGCCUUGGCUUUUCCUCUAAAUAA
This is a messenger RNA of Gekko japonicus, 5139 nucleotides long. It is a transcript of the gene WRN, whose product is annotated as Werner syndrome, RecQ helicase-like. NCBI's taxonomy places the organism in Eukaryota, Metazoa, Chordata, Lepidosauria, Squamata, Gekkonidae. The transcript is spliced from 35 exons. The coding region runs from base 30 to 4409 and encodes 1459 amino acids. The record is from RefSeq and is a predicted model, not a curated record. Gene Ontology annotation, cellular component: cytoplasm; nucleoplasm; nucleus. Gene Ontology annotation, biological process: DNA replication; double-strand break repair via homologous recombination; telomere maintenance. Gene Ontology annotation, molecular function: 3'-5' exonuclease activity; nucleic acid binding; 3'-5' DNA helicase activity.